Salvia miltiorrhiza (redroot sage) is the source of this 769-nucleotide messenger RNA. RefSeq lists its product as uncharacterized. The record is from RefSeq and is a predicted model, not a curated record. The transcript is spliced from 8 exons. NCBI's taxonomy places the organism in Eukaryota, Viridiplantae, Streptophyta, Magnoliopsida, Lamiales, Lamiaceae. Gene Ontology annotation, biological process: chromosome segregation. The coding region runs from base 1 to 531 and encodes 176 amino acids. Gene Ontology annotation, cellular component: MIS12/MIND type complex.
AUGGAAAGUAGUGCAUCUUUUCCUGAUCUGAGGCAUCGCAAUUUUAUACUCGUCGCAGCGUUUCCAAUUUCUUUUAUUCUAAUUAAGUUUUUAUUUCACAUCAUUAAGGAAUUCCGUAAAUCUUUUCCGAGUUUUACUGCAUCUGAGCAGGAUCGACUCCAUCAGCUCUUUGUUCAGGUUAUCACUUCCUUGCAUCAAGAUAUUGAGGAACAAUUUGAGUCAAUAUUUCUCGAGACACAGGCAGGAACAAUUCUUGAUACUGUAGAAGAGCUGGUGGAAGAACAAACUCUGGAUCCUCUACAUUCUACAAAGAGUAAUGUAGGAGAAACGGCUCAAAAACUUAUAGAAGCAAAGAAAAAUGAGGUCAAUCUUUUAAUGGGGCUAUUGGAAAAGGCAGAAGAAGAGAAGUGUAAAAUGAAAGCACGUGUCGAACAACUCAAGAAAACAAAGCAAGACUUCUCCGGAGCUGCAAAUCUUGUAAAUGAGAUAAGGAACACAAUCCUGAACUAUGAGACGGGCAACCAGACUUAGCAUAUCAAUCUGUGUGAAUGCGAUUAACAUAGGUUUGAGGUCUGUAUUGUAUUCUACUUAGACUUUCGCUUUAGAUCAACAAUUAGAUUGCCUGAUCUUUGUUUCAGGAUUAGGCUUCACUAUCCACAAAUAGUGGCGUGCAGUGGGAGGCUUAUGCCUGAUUGGGUUUGGGAAAUUUACGAGCAUGUAUUAUUCUCACUUGACCUGAUAUAAUCAACUUCUUAUCGCUUUUAGUUUC